GCGGAGUCUCCCAGUACGACUUGCGCCGCGCCAGCAGACAGGCAGGACCCGACCCUGGGAAUAAAAAAAAAAAAAACGCGCAGCCCAGUCUGUUUGAAGAUUCUUUUAUUACCGCAAGGUAGGGCAGUUCAGUCAAUUUCUCCAUGAAUGUACGUCACAAUGAUGAUGACAGACCAGAUUCCACUGGACUUGGCUCCGCCCCGCCUCCUGAGCGCAGACCUCUCUCUCAUGCCUCGCAUGGUUAACAGUGACGCAGCGCAGCAGGUGAUUCUGGUGCAGGUGAACCCGGGGGAGACGUUCACCAUCCGGGCGGAGGACGGCUCGCUGCAAUGCAUCCAGGGUCCUGCUGAGGUUCCCAUGAUGUCCCCAAAUGGAUCAAUUCCCCCAAUACACGUACCCCCAGGUUACAUCUCACAGGUGCUGGAGGAUACCACAGGGGUUCGCCGAGUGGUGGUGACCCCCCAGUCCCCAGAGUGCUACCCUCCCUCCUACUCUCCAGCUCUGUCCCCCACACAUCACCUCCCCCCAUACUUGGCUCACCCCCACUUCAUUCACAACUCUCAUUCUUUCUAUCCCCCUGUAAGCCCGAGCGAGCUGCCACCUCACCAGUACUACCAGCACCACCUUCCACCAAUGUAUGGCGAUCCAGAAAUCAUUCCAGUUUAUGGGAUGUCAAACUACAUCGGCAGAGAAGAGACGUACAGUAAGCCUCAGCCUAAAAAGAUAAAGGAACAGAGACAACUAGAGCGACAGAACCGACUCAAUUCCCCUCCUUCCACUCUCUAUAAGGGCAGUCUUGGGCCAGCACACAACGGAUACAGUAACAAAUCACACGCUCCAUCGCUUGGGUCAGUGGGGUCAGGGGGCGGAGCCAGCAGUCCAGGGGGUAAGAAGCCAGAAAGACGACUCCGCUGCAGUCCACGAAACAGUGAGCCAGAGACACACACACAAGAUCAUGAUUCAGAGGGGAAACGUGUUCAAGACAUGCUGUCUACAAUCGACAAACCACAGGUGUCUGACAUCCAGGCGUGGGCUGCUCAGCUGUCCUGGGCCCCUCCAACUGGCCUGGCAAACAGGCACAGUAACGGGAUGCCUGUCUCCUGCUCCUAUGAGGUCUCUCUCUCAGACAAGGGAAAGGAUGGAAAGUAUCGCCUUAUAUACAGUGGUGAAGAAUUGGAAUAUCAUCUGAAAGACCUAAGGCCAGCAACAGACUACCAUGUACGGGUUUCGGCGUUGUACAACUCGGUUCGAGGCGCGUGUUCAGAGGCCGGCUCCUUUACUACACACUGCAGCGUCCCUGAUGUCCCGUUACCCCCGAAACUUUCUCACCGCACAAAGACCAGCCUCAGUCUACAGUGGAAGCCUCCAGGCGACAACGGAUCCAAAAUCACAAACUACCUGCUCGAGUGGGAUGAGGGAAAGAAGAACAGUGUUUUCAAAGACUAUUACUUUGGGAGCCAGCGACACUGUAAGCUGACAAGGCUGCAGCCUGCCUGUGGCUACACAUUAAGAUUGGCUGCAAAUAAUGACAUCGGCACAAGUGGCUUCAGUACAGAGGUGGUCUUCUACACCACGGGCACCCAGCCUGCUCUGCCCCUUGCGCCGCGGCUGGUCAGGGCAGGGGUGUCCUGGGUGACCCUGGAGUGGGGGCGUCCCGAUGGCAGUCCCAGUGAAGAGCAGCUCAAAUACACACUUGAGAUCCAGGAGGACAACAGCGGAACAGAUUUUUAUCCAAAGUACACUGGAGAAAACUUGACCUGUACUGUACAAGGCCUGAAAAGAAGUACACAAUAUAAAUUCAGGCUGAUUGCCUCAAACGUGGAAGGAAAAAGCAGCCCCAGUGAAGUGUUGGUGUGCACCACCAAUCCAGACAAACCCGGCCCUCCAUCGACACCCAGAGUCGCUGGAGUGACACCCUAUGGCUUCACCGUCAUGUGGGAUCCCCCCCUGGACAACGGGGGCUCAGAGGCUCUUACGUACCUCCUAGAGAUUUCUGAAGGAUGCUCCGAAGCGAGCCAGUGGGAUGUGGCGUACAGCGGCCCUGCAACAGAAUGCGUUUGUGAGCGUCUGACACCGGGAAUGGUUUACUGCCUACGUGUAUGUAGCAUCACCACCGGAGGUCACAGCCCGUGCACUGUUAGUGUUCCAGUCCGUACAUUAAGUGUCCCGCCAGGACCCUGUCAGCCGCCGCGGAUUGUUGGGAAAGCCAAACACAAGGAAGUCCAGUUAGAAUGGGAUUCCCUGGCCUGUGAGGGAGUGUGUGAAGAGUCUGUGUACAGUCUGGAAAUGAGUGAGGGAGAAGCAAAGCCAGAAGAAGUGUACCAUGGCUCGGAGCUGCAGUGCACGGUUGCUAGUUUGCUACCAGGUGCGACGUACAGCUUCAGACUAAGGGCAGCCAAUGAGGCUGGGUUUGGGCCAUAUUCUGAGCCGACAGAUGUGACAACUGCAGCUGGACCUCCUGGUCAAUGUGGGGUGCCACUUAUCACUUUCACGAGUAACACCUGUGUUACACUCAACUGGGAGAGCCCCGAGGGUUCGGGGACGGACAUCUCAGAGUAUCGACUGGAGUGGGCAAAGGAGGAUGAACCCAUGGAGCUCAUUUAUUGUGGCUCUGCCACGCAGUGUGAGCUGUCAGACCUGACGCCUGCCACCGAUUACUGCUGCAGGCUACAGGCAGUGAACCAGGCUGGUGCUGGUCCAUACAGCGAUAGGAUGAGUUUCCGGACCCCGGCAACACAUCCAGACCAGGUCUCAACCCUCACCCUCCUGGACCUCCCGACAUCCUCUGAGGCGGGUUACUCCUCGUCUACUUGCCUUCUCCUGAAGUGGGAAAAGCCACACAGCAACGGUUCGGCGAUCACCUCAUAUAUCAUCUCUGUAGAUGACCAAACUGUCACCGUGGAAUCAGGGUCGAGUCACCUUGUCACAGGCCUGCAGCCAGACACUGAAUACAGCGUGCAGAUUCAAGCAGUGAACGCCAUUGGCUUUGGUCCCUUGAGUCCGCUGCUGGUAGCGAGGACCCGCCCCCUUCCUCCAGCCCCGCCCCCACUCGAAUGCUCAGCCGCAGGACCUCAGAGCCUGAAGCUCAAGUGGGGCGAGAACGCCGGACACACACGUACCCUGCUCUCUGAAGACAUGGUCUACACACUACAAAUGGAAGACAAGAACCACAGGUUUGUGACAAUUUACCACGGCCCCAGCCACACCUACAAAGUUCAGCGACUGAUUGAGUCCAGCAGCUACAGCUUCAGAAUACAGGCCCUCAGCGAUGCCGGGGAGGGUCCUUUCUCUGACACAUAUACUUUCUGCACCACCAAGUCUCUACCCCCCACCCUCAAAGCCCCUAGGAUUCACCAGCUGGAGGGGAACGUGUGCGAGGUGACAUGGGAGACUAUCCCACCAAUGAGAGGGGACUCUGUGAACUACGUCCUCCAGAUGCUGACGGGGCGUGAGUCUGAAUACAAACAGAUUUUUAAGGGAGAAGAAGGUUCAUUCCAAGUCCCUGGUCUUCAGGCAAACACAGACUAUCGUUUCCGUGUCGGCACCUGCCGCCAGUGCCGGGACACACACCAGGAGCUGUACGGGCCGCUGAGCCCCUCCUCUCUGUUCAUGCUCCGCCGCCAGGAGUCGGCAUCGCCGGGAGAGCUUUGCGCUUUAGAAACGGGGAAGGGGGCGGGCCUGAUCUCGAGCGACGAGCGCUUCGCGGCACUGAUCGUGUGUGCGUUUGCCGGUCUGUCCAUCCUCAUCGCCUGCCUGCUACAGUACUUCUUUAUGAAGUGAGGGAAUUUUUAACUAUAGGAUAGAAAGCAAAAUAAAAAUAAAAAAACAAAUCACAGAAAUGAACUUUUACAAAUGUCUAUGAAAGAACGGAUUGAAAUCAAAACACUUGAGGUGUACUUUUAAGGCUAUGUAUGUCGAUUUAUUUUUUUGUAGUCAAGGUAUUGAUUCAGGCUUCUCCAUUCUUCCUCUGCCUUUAUCCAUUUCAGUCAUUUUCUUCUAGACCUCUGUUGUGUUUGUCUCUUUUGUUAAGGAUUUCGGUUGGGGAAAGCCUCAUCUUGGCUGAACCUCAGUUCAAAGAAAGAUGAUAAUCCAGCCUUAAAAUAAGUGAGCAAAACACUUGCUCCUCAGACUGACUUGCAUGUUUUUUUAUUUUAUAUGUCUACAUAUUCAGUAGAAAACAUAUAUAUUUCUCUGCCGUCAUUGCCUUACUUUUUGUUUGCUGCAGUCUGUAUUCAUUCAGCCAUAUUCAAAUGUAGGUCGUUAAAGCUUUAGCUUUUCCUA
Molecule: messenger RNA, 4281 nt
Organism: Girardinichthys multiradiatus
Lineage: Eukaryota; Metazoa; Chordata; Actinopteri; Cyprinodontiformes; Goodeidae
Gene: fndc3ba
Product: fibronectin type III domain containing 3Ba
Exons: 27
Coding region: 148-3780 (1210 amino acids)
Molecular function (GO): protein binding
Source: RefSeq, a predicted model, not a curated record